This is a messenger RNA of Jaminaea rosea, 4204 nucleotides long. RefSeq lists its product as hypothetical. The record is from RefSeq and is a predicted model, not a curated record. Bases 179 to 3943 code for a protein of 1254 amino acids. Gene Ontology annotation, biological process: transmembrane transport. The transcript is spliced from 3 exons. Lineage: Eukaryota; Fungi; Basidiomycota; Exobasidiomycetes; Microstromatales.
UGCGAGAGAGAGAGAGGAGAGGACCCUCGCUCGGCCCAAUCGAACGACGACAGAGGUGCGAAUGGCCGCCGCCUGGGUGGCAUCGAAUCCUUCCUCCUCACUACCGUCAUCGUCGCGCUCGCACUCUUGCAGACCGUCCUGACUUCGUAGCUGCGACUGCGGGUUUGAACCUCGCAAGAUGCGGCGCCGCCUCGUCCAUCCUCUCCUCAUCGCGGCGUCUUCGUUGCUGCUGCUGCUGCUGCUGCUGCUGCAGAGUGCGUACGCUCAGCAGCCAGUAUCGACCGACUACAUCACCGUCACCAAUCCGGCAUCCUCAUCUUCGUCGGCAAUAGGAGCGUCAACGCCGUCCGGGUCGUUGAAUGAUGGAUCGGUGGCCAGGCAGUCGACGACGCCAGCCUCCAACACUCCUGGUGCUACUGGCACUCCAGUCGGCGAUGCAAUGACGGCCGUACCUACCCUCGACCUAGCUUCCUCAUCUAUGGUGCCUUACGUGCUACAGAGACCAGCGCCAUCAUCCAAGUCGGUGCGAACUACGCGGCCUCGAGUGCAGACGUACUUCACAGGCUGUACAGACGAUGAUGUCAACCUCGUAGCAGCCGACCAACGCAUCAACAUCUCGGCCGUGUACACUCAGUUCGACAACACCUCCAAUGCCCGCCACCUUGGCGACCAAUACCCGUACACUGAGGGCGUCCUUCGAAUCGUGGGCGUAGGCGCAGUCGACUCGCUGUCCUACGGUGCAGCAAACGGCACAUUCAGUGCGGUCCAAGUGCAAUCGCGCUUCUUGACUUUCAACAUCUUCUCCAACUAUACAUAUCUAUGCGACGAGCUCUACCCCACGGGGCCGGACAGCGUCAAUAAUCUGACCAGUCAUGCGAGCUGCACGUAUGGACCGGGGACGGUCGCCUUUGGCGUGGAUGUGCCCCUCAACUCGACGUAUCCGAUGGGAACGAUCUGGACGAGGGUGAUGCUCGUUGACGCUUCGACGCCGCCGCAAGCUAUUGCGUGCAUUCAGGUGCCCGUCUCGAGAUACGACGAGGAGCGGUGGUACUGGUCAUUCUUCUUGUGGCUCCCCAUCGCCCUGUUUAUCGGCUUCUUCGUCACUGUCUCAAUGGCUCGCGCGCUCACAGCCGCAACGAUGAGGGCGAGAGCCUUCAAAAACCGCGCUCGAGAGGGCAAGGCGCCCUCGUUCCUGCGCGACCACCUCAAUCCAGUCAUCCUCUCUGCGCUCAGCGGACAAGGCAUGGUCCUCUCUCCCGCCUUGCUGCGCUACUCGACGCCCGGAUGCUGGGAGAUUCUCUUCCAGCUCCAAUUCAUCGCAGCCAUCGCCAUGAUGUCGGUGCGCUGGCCCGACUUUAGCUAUCCCUUCUUCGCGCAGGCCUCGUGGGCCUCGCUCGUUGGCAAUGUCACCAUCAUCGAGCGUACGGUGACCAACGCCCUCGCAACCAAUGCCUCUCUCCCCACGGGCGACGUAGGCAGCCAGUUUGGCAACGUUAGCUCGCCGCUCUACCUCAACUCCUCGGCCCCACAAUCCCUCAUCAACCUCAAUGGCUCCUUCACCGGCAUACCCGCCUUUGCCCACAUGAUUGGGCUGGGCGCAGAGGACCUCUUCGGGACAUGUCUCGCCAUCUGGCUGUUGAUCAUUGCCGUCUUCGUUGUCGUCGCCGUCGCCGGAUGGAUCAUCGACUCCAUCGCCGUGACCGCCUCCAAGAUCAAGCAAAAUCGCGAGGAUGGCGGCAUCGAGUACCACUCGCCCAACAUCAAGGCGCACGCGCAACGCAGCCAACGUAGCCCUCAGUUGCACUUUGCUGCCCUGCACGGCAACAUCGUUCGCGCCCUCGCCAUGUUCCAUCUACCCAUCACAAUCUUCUCCGUCUACUCCUUUGCCAACGCUGCGGAUCACUCGACCAAGACUGUCGCUCUGGGAAUCGUCUCCUUUGUCAUCAUCUCGGUGUGCUUGCCCAUCUGGCUCCUCUUCCGCAUCGGGUCCAGUCCGACACGCAAGCUCUACGACGACAUCGAGACGCUACUCGCCCUCGGACCGGUAUACAACAUCUACUCGCCGGGAAGUCAGAUGUUCUGGGCCGUCAGCUUUGCGUACUCGCUCAUUGUGGGGCUGGUUGUGGGGGCUGGUUAUCGCUCUGGGUCAGCGCAGGCCAUCGUGCUGCUGGUCAUCGAGCUGCUCCUGGCUCUCGCCACAAAUCUUUGGCUGCCCUGGGGAGAGGGAGCCAUGAUGGGGCCCAUCUCCUUCAUGACGUCGGUGUUGCGCGUCCUCACCGCUGUCCUGGUCAUCCUCCUCACGCCCAUCGUCGGGUUCAGCACGCAGGCCGUCUCCUGGGUGACGUACGUGGUCCUCGUCCUGCAAGGCAUCUUCUUCGCGGGCGCGACGAUCAUUUUCGCUUUCAAGCUUCUCGAGGCAUUUGUCAGGCUCGUGGCGCGCGUGCCGUACGAUGAGGGCGUCAAUGCUCGCUCUGGCGGUACGGGUGGUGCGCUUCGCCAGAUCAGAAGGAGGAGGGACAAGGUGCUGCGCCUCAACGAUCCGACCAGUCGAAAGCACAAGCGCGGGGGUUCAAGCUCGUCGAGCAUCAUGCUUGCGGACGCGCCGCGUACUCGUCCCUCGUCCUAUGUCGGCACUCCCGGGUCCACGACCAAGGGCUUGGGCGGCGGAACGCCAGGAGCUAUCGCCUUGACUCGCUCUCGCCACGCCUCCUUCGCCAGCUACCUCGACUACGGUAAUGCCGCUCCAUCCGUCAUGUCCCCGCAAAACGGCGUCUACUCGCCCUUCUACGACGACCACGAUGACGCUGGCGGGAUCAUGACGGCCAUGCCCCCCACCACGGCCGGAAAGACUGCCGCGGGACCGGGCUCAGCAUUCGCUCAGCAGGGCUUCCACCGUGUCGGUGGCGGUCGUGCGACGGACAACGAUCCGUAUUCGACGAGCUCGACGGCCUUUGCUGCUCAAUUCGCCCACCCCUCGCCGCAAGGAGCAGGGACGAAGCGACAAGGCCCUCACGCUCACCUCGAGGACGAUGACGAUGAUGACGAUCCGUGGGCGGGGACGUGGGGAACGUCGACGCUCAGCACGCAGCAUGGACCGUGGAACGGAGUCGUCAAGAUGCAGGCGGCGCUCGCUGCGAUGCGAGAGAGGCUGACGGGGCAGCGCUCCAACACGAUGAAGUCGAGGCGCCGUCACGAUGUCGCUGCUGAGGAGGAGGAGCAGGACGAGGAUCCCGUCGUUCCUGGCAGCGGUGGGUUCGAGGUGAUCAGGAAGGCUCGACCUGGCGGGCAGGCGCAGCAGCAGCAGCAGCGGCAGACGCCGCAUCAACGCGAGCCGUCGUGGAAGGACCACAACGACGAGCCCAUGGGUUCGACGGCCAUGGCUGCUGCCACGUCGCUUUCGAGACCCAACUCGAUGCACGGUAUCCGCUCCGAGGCUCCCACAGCAUCUCGCACCGUGCUGGCCUCAUCAACAGAUACCGCCCCGCGUCCACGCUCCCCUCCCACCUCGAGCAUCUCUGCCGCCCCACCCAUGCUAGAGCUACGCCACCUCACAGGCAGCAGCUCGACGGACUCGGCCAAGCCUGUCCAACCAUCAUCCAACGCAUCACGCCCGACCUCUCUCCAGUCCUCCUCCGCACUCGGCAUCCUCUCCGCAGACAUGCAACGCGCCGCCUCCCUGCGCGGGCAUGAUGACGCAGAGGAGGACGCCCGUAGGCGCCGUAAUGCGGACGAGGACCGAUUCUGGCUUCCCCCCAACCGCGGUGGGAAUGGUGCUGGCGGGGAGGGGGUGAUACAUGCGCAUCAUGCUCAGCCAGUGCGUCACGAGGGGGCGGAAAGGCGGCCCCGUAGUGGGGAGGAGGAGGGUGGUGAGUGGGACGUCAUGGGGAUGGGUAGCCCGAGGGCGCGACCCAUGAGCGCAAAGGUGGAAAUGAUGGAGCAGUAGGCGCGGCGCUCCCCCCCUUCCCCCCUCUCGGCUUGCUUCACGCGACACGAUCAAACGGACAACAUGGCUAUCUCUUGCACACACACACUCUCUUCUCGGUAUCAUCCCUCUCGGUCGCCUCUGGACCACUUGUAGCACAACCAACUCUCACCUCUCGCUCUCUUCUACUCUAUUCUCGCGCCGCGCCGCGCCGCACCGCACCGCGCUGCCAUGUUCUAUUCUUGCUUCUCGUAGUCAUCUCAAUGUGAUCUUAUGAAUCCC